Musa acuminata subsp. malaccensis (wild Malaysian banana) is the source of this 2092-nucleotide messenger RNA. RefSeq names its product microtubule-associated protein 70-5. Lineage: Eukaryota; Viridiplantae; Streptophyta; Magnoliopsida; Zingiberales; Musaceae. Gene Ontology annotation, molecular function: microtubule binding. Gene Ontology annotation, biological process: cytoskeleton organization. The record is from RefSeq and is a predicted model, not a curated record.
UCAAACUGAGCCGGCGACAGCCGGCUUCAGUUCAUUCCUAUCCAUGUUCAUCACCUCUCUUUCUCUUCACGGUGAAAUGGGCUGUUCCUCACGAUACCUCUUACCAUAAAUCUCCCCCUGACCUCCGGGCUUUGCUGCAGUGCUCUCUUCGGUGGUGGUAAAGAAACAGAGGAUUCUGAAGCGGAGAAUUGUGAGGUGAGAUGGGUAGCUUGGGAGAUGCUUUGACCAUGGAGUUCUUUCCUGCUCCUUCUGACCCUGUAAUGAUUGAGCUCAACCGGUUGGAGAAUGGUCUCCUAGAAAAGGAGAGGGAGUUGGGACUCGCCAAAUGCGAGAUCAAGACAUUGAAAGCGACUGAGCUCUCGAAGGAUAAAGCUGUGAUGGAGCUAAGCAAUGAAGUGAAGAAAAUGGAUGAGAAGCUCAGGGCGACCGAGAAACAACUCGAGAACAAGAAUCUUGAGAUCAAAAAGCUAAUCAACGAGAAGAAGGAGGCGUUGGCUGCACAAUUUUCCGCAGAAGCGGCUCUGAGAAGAGUACACGCAACCCAGAAGGAUGAGGAGCUCGUCCCGGUUGGCGUUCUUACGGCACCACUGGAGUCUGAUAUCAGACAGUACAAGAACGAGAUUGUGAUGCUUCAAGAGGAUAACAAGGCUUUGGAACGACUGACGAAGUCCAAAGAGGCAGCACUGGUCGAAGCAGAAGCUCUUCUGCAGAGCGCUCUGGAACAGGCGAUGAGCGUAGAGAUGGUGCGCAACAAGAACCUCGAGUUGAAGAGGCAAAUGGAGAUCUGCCAGGAAGAGAAUAGAACUCUGGAGAAGACACAUCGUCAGAAGGUGGUCGAGGUUGAAAGGCUCACCAAAACCAUUACCGAGCUCGAGGAAUCCAUUCUCGCUAGCAGCGUGACGGCCAAUGCAAUACGCGAUUGCCAGCGCCAGAUUUCCGAGUUGAACGAGGAGAAGAGGAUGGUCGAGAGGGAGCUCGCGAGGGUUAAAGUUUCGGCAAGUAGAAUGGCCACAGUGGCAGCUAACGAGUGGAAGGAUGACAACGACAAAGUCAUCCCUGUCAAGCAGUGGCUGGAAGAGAGAAGAUUUUUGCAGGGGGAGAUACAACGAUUACGGGAUAAACUAGCUUUAGCAGAAAGAACCGCCAAGGCAGAGCGCCAAUUGAAAGACAAACUGAGCUUGAGGUUGAAGACGGUAGAAGAGUGUUUGAAGCCUUCUGGUCUUCCAGAGAAGCACGGUGAGCUUCCUGGGGGAAAGAAAUAUGGAGUAAAGAAGCGAUCCGCAUCGAGGCCAAGGGCUUCUCAUGCAACCAAGAACGCAUCAGUACUACAGCAGCCUCACUCGAUCUCUGGAAAUGGUGAUAAGAUCUUUGACGGAAAGAAUCCAGUUCAGAAGAAUUUGUCAGCUCCAAGAAGCAGGUCAUUCAGCGACAGCGAGAAGGAGAAUGCAGAGACGAACGUCAAGCCCAAUGGACAUGUGGAUGAUGAUGUGGUUACUGGUAAAACAGAGCUCACGCAUGAAGUCAAUGCCAAGGAGUGUGGACACAUCAAGUCAGAGAUGAAGAGGCUUGGAGUUGACUGUGAAGAUAUGGUGUCUGGCUUCCUGUAUGACAGAUUGCAGAAGGAAGUACUGAACUUGAGAGGAUCUCAGAAGGAUAAAGAGAGUUUACUGAGUGCAAAAGAUGAUGAAAUUAAGAUGCUCCAAAAGAAGGUGGAUGUUCUAACGAAGGCUGUGGAGAUGGAGCUAAAGAAGACAAGAAGAAAUGCUGUGGCUCGAGAAAGAAAGAUGUUGGCUAAGCCAGAGGAUAACAAGCACAAUACUGACAUCUCAGAAAGGUAUGUGAGGCAACUUGAAGUUUCAAAAGGUUCUACAGCUUAGAAAGUUGAUCAUAGCAUCCAAUAAUGGGUCUAUCUCAUGUACAUUUUCAGACUGGUCAUCGUAAGAAAGUUUAGUGGAAGAUAUGCAACUCUGUUUCUUUUUUCUUCUUUUUUUUUUUGUCCCUCUGAGUGGAAUGUAAAACCAGAUGUGCAGCAGAGUGUUGUUAACAUUGUAAUGGAAGUAAAGUACAAGAAGCAAAAGAAAAAUGUAUUGAA